Molecule: messenger RNA, 1407 nt
Organism: Pocillopora damicornis (cauliflower coral)
Lineage: Eukaryota; Metazoa; Cnidaria; Anthozoa; Scleractinia; Pocilloporidae
Product: adrenocorticotropic hormone receptor-like
Biological process (GO): G protein-coupled receptor signaling pathway
Cellular component (GO): plasma membrane
Molecular function (GO): G protein-coupled receptor activity
Source: RefSeq, a predicted model, not a curated record
CUUCGCAACGGACACUCGAUUGGACAAGGGAGCUUUAGUGAUUAGAUCCCUUAAGUAAAACGAUUCGAAUGAGUUUCUUCUUCAAGUAAUUCAGGCAAGUUUUUCAAUGACUGUCCAUUCUUAUCCUGGGAAGAGAAUUUUUUUCCAAAUAUUUAAUGCAAACGAUGUCAUAUUCAUCAGGAGGAUGUCAAGACCGACCAUUGUUGUAAUAGAACACUCGUCAGUUCGUGUACUUACCAAGUAACCAACGUACAUUGAUCACAAUAGGGACAGGAGAGAAGGAUUUUCAGCCCUGUUACACUCGAUGUUUGGAAAUAUUGCAUCGGUAAAACUGUUCUUGGUGUUGCGCGAUCAAAUAGAUAUCCAAGUUUGGCUUUAAGGAAAGGUGUUGCAAGCUAAGAAAUACUAGCCAGCUUCAAAACAAUUUGCCUCUCAUGUGACCACGUGAUUCAUUAGUCAUCCUCAGCCAUAUUUAUCAUCAAAUCAAGAGUUUCUACCUAAAAGCUUGAGCAGUGUCCGUUGGUGUUAAUCAUGAACGGGACUGCCGAAUCACAUCACGAUGAACACGUACAUUUUGAAGGAAUUCCAACAGCAUCAGUCGCGCUUUUGGCAGGAAUUUGUAGCGCUUUGCUUGGCUUCUUUUCAUUCGCAACAAACAGUGUUCUUCUAUGGACUCUGUUCAAAGAUCCGUACAUGUAUUUCCGAGUGCGCCCCACAACUUUUUUCGUGGCAAGCCUCUCGUUAAGUGAUUUACUUGGAGGAAGUGUCGUGCAACCUUUGUACUCAACAUACAUGCUUUGCCAUCCAUGUGGAGUGAAUUUACCAAACCUACACAAGAUUUCUACUGUUUCUUCUCAUAUUAGCACCAAAAUAUCAAUUUCAACGGUCGUGGCGUUAUCAGUGGAUAGAUUUCUUGCUAUAAAGCUUAUUUGGAAGUAUAGGGCGCUUAUAACAGUGCGAAAGGUCGUCACAUGUAACAUUUUGAUAUGGCUCUUUUGUGGGCUGUUUGAAGCAUGGCACUCAAUGAGUACAUCAGAUAAAAUAUUCCACACAGUGGAUCUUCAUCUUCAGUGUACGGCUCCACUGACAAUACUUUGCGUCAUCAACGCAGCGACUUACAUUGAAUUCCGCCGAUAUUCAAGAAACGUCACUUUCAUGCAACAUGAUAAUGGAGGAAGAUCGCGCGUUUUUGCUCGGAACAUCCGUCUGGAAAAAAAGAUCGUUUUGACAAUUAUCCUGAUCACAAUCGUGUUGUUUUUAUCAAUUAUACCCUACCUAAUUGUUACUAACUUGGAGGAGCGGUGUCUCGAGGAACAAAGCAAUUUUACUUCCAAUGAGGAUAACUCUACGGCACUCAAACUUAAAGCCGGUGACACACCCAGCGAUUUUAUACGCCGAUUGGUGUAA